AUGUUUCGAAAACCGAAAAAGAAGGUAGUGGCUAGGCAACCGAUCGGAAGUGGAUGGGAUGAAUCUGAAAAUGAUAUCUCUGUACAAGAAUCAAAAGAAACAGAUGAUGGUAAAGCGAAUGACGAGAACGAAACUCUAUCUAUUCCGUCAAAACCACCCGCUCUUCUGAGUUUUGAUCAUGACGAAGGAGCUGAUGCUGAUUUCACAGUAAAGAAGAAUACAAAGCAGGUGGAUGAAAUGAAGAGGCAAAUAAAGUUAGAAGUGGAGUGUUUAAAAAUCGAAGAGGAUGGUCAAUUCGUAGAAGUUAUUAAAAAAGAAAACUCUCAUGAUUCUGCAAGAAAACCUUUGAAUCGGAAGAAAUAUCUCGAGAAGUACCGCACAUCUCAUCAGCAGGCUUAUUCGGAUGAAAGUGAUAUUGAAAUACAGAAUGAUGUCUCAUCAAAAUUUGGCAUGACAUUCGACGGUAUUCCGGAUUCUAAAGCCGUAUUUGAAGCGAAAAAAAAGAGAGAACGACUCAGGAGGGAAAAGGAUGGCAUCAUACCCUUGGAAGAAACUGCGAGGGAGAAGAACGUGAGAGAACGUCUUGUUCGUGAAGAUGAUCAUGAUGAUUCAGAUGAGGAUCACGGAAGGUUUUAUUCUCUGAAACAAUUAACUAAAGAAGAAGAGGAACGUCGAAGAGACGAACAGAACGAGUUUCUCGAGCGUGAGCAAGGAGAUGAUGACCGUGAUCCUGAAGAUGAUGAAUGGGAAACCCAACAAAUACAGAAAGCAGUCAGUCGACAAACAAUUGGUCGAAUGAGGCCAGAGUAUGAUAUUUCAUCUAAAAAUUUACAAGCCGGUUUAGUUGAAUAUCGUCAAACGCAACAACAGCAACAGGAGGUUGAUAUGGAUAUUGACUUUGACUACGAACAAGAAACACAUAAUCCAAGAACAACAGUCUUGGGCGUGCCAAACACUGGAGGUGUUAUUACCAUUGAGGAUAUAGUAGCGAAAUUGGACUUGAGAAUUAAAGAUACAGAGGACCAGCUGAAAGCUACGUUAGAUGAUAAAGAUCGACUUAUCAGAAACAUUGAAGAAAACACGACUAUGAUAAGAAAAAAUGAUAUAGAAACACCUGACUUGGCUAGAAAAUUUACCAUGAAUCAAGAGUUGAAGAUAUUCAUUCGUAACUUACUGGAUUGUUUGAAUGAGAAGGUGGCGGACAUCAACAUCCUGAUAGAUAGACGACGGCACUGCCUCAAAUCUCGAUCUGAGCGAUUGAUGAGAAGAAGAAGGAAGGACGUGCAGGAUCAGUAUGCGGAAUGUUCAGCUUUAGCUAGUGGGAAGCCUAUACAAUCAAUGAAAACCGGAGAGACUGUAUCUCGUGUAGCCGAAAGAGAGGCCAGGCGUGGCAGAAGAAGACGUGAGCGGGAAAACACCCUAUCCGGUAUUUCACACGAAGAAGGAUUGAGUAGCGAUGAUGAAGAGCCUACUAGUACUCAACUUCAUGAUAAAUCUAUAAUAGACGAAUGCGUAGCUGGGUUAGACACAGUCUUUGUCGAUGCAGCAGAUGAGUUUUCGAAUCUUCGUAAAGUUCUGGAUAGAAUACUGGACUGGUUGGCGGUGGAUGAGCAAUCUUUCCAAGAUGCUUAUGUAGCGCUUUGUAUACCAAAACUCUGCUCUCCGUUUGUACGCAUUCAACUAUCCAAAAUAAAUCUAUUAGAGGAUCCGAAUUUCACAUAUUCUACCAACCAAUGGUACAUAGAUUGUUUAUUGGCUGGAGUGAGCCACAAUGAGAUCCAAUCUGAUCAUCCUAUCAUCGUUAACAUACUGCCUAAAGUUUUUGAAAAAGUUAUAGUCCCAUAUUUCACUGAUAUUGUAAAUGAUGAAUGGGAUCCUACAUCGUUAAAGCAGUCUGUGAAUCUAAAUUUGCACUUGCGAGGGCUAGCAAUGUUUCCAACUAUAACUGCAAAAUCGAAGCCUUACUUAGUUUUAAUGGAAUCGAUCAAAAAGAAAAUCACUCAAUCUAUUGAUGAAGAUUUAUGUGCAGUAAUGUUCAGUAAACAAGCUGUGGAGAAUCCUAACACCGGUUGUAGAGCAUUCAUAGAUAGACAAUACUGGGUUGCAAUAAAGUUGAUUCGUUGUAUAAAUGCUUUGAAGGAAACUCUAUCACCAGAAUCGCGAUUUGAACUGAUUGUCGAGAAUGUUGUGAACAAAGCCUGCGUCUUGGGUCUUCAGUUCGGCUUGACGAACGAUGUUAGUUGUGAAAGAAAGGUCAAAGCGUUAGCAGCAGAACUACUGCCUGCAUAUGCUAAACUAGGGGGAGAACAUUCAUUCCGAUCUCUGACAAUUUGCUUAAAUAAGGUUAUGAACGAUCAGAAGGAAGCCGGAAGGGAUUUCCACAAGGACAUUCAAAAAAUACUGAACAUUCUCGCUCGCUCUGAUAACUAA
Molecule: messenger RNA, 2430 nt
Organism: Auanema sp. JU1783
Lineage: Eukaryota; Metazoa; Nematoda; Chromadorea; Rhabditida; Rhabditidae
Source: the annotation of a GenBank genome assembly